Messenger RNA from Caenorhabditis elegans, 847 nucleotides. RefSeq lists its product as uncharacterized. The transcript is spliced from 5 exons. Bases 27 to 821 code for a protein of 264 amino acids. The record is from RefSeq and is marked reviewed. Lineage: Eukaryota; Metazoa; Nematoda; Chromadorea; Rhabditida; Rhabditidae.
AAUUCAACCCUUAAAAAAACAAUAAAAUGUUGCGUUUUCCCUUAUUUUUCGUGUUAUUUCUCAAAGCCUCCAGCUACCAGCUAGUACCAAGUGACACACCUGGACUAGGUGAAUCAAGGACGGCAUAUGAUGAUUUUAUGGAUAUUCUAAGAACUUCUGCCCGAUGUUACAUGUACUUCGAGCAAUUGUGUGAAGGCAAACAUUAUGGGAAAGUUGCAAAAUGUGCGGAAGAAAUUCGAAGAGAUCUUUUUGAGCAAUACGUGGAAUUCCGUACAUGUGAGCUGACAGAAGAUACAAUUCGAGACAUUUUUAAGGUGUACUGUCAGGCGAAGAGUUAUGUACCACUUGCAUUAAAUAUUUGGAUUCCUCCUCCAUUUCUAGAAGGAAGUUAUACAUGGGAUUUGAAUCAAGAAUCUCCAUAUAAUCGCCUUUACCACAUGGCUCGUCAGGCAGAAAAUCAAUAUAUGGAGAAAUUUCAACAACUCAAAAAUGAGCAAUUGGCGCAAUCUGAGAAAAAACGGGAUUUGGAUGAAUUGGAAUUUUUUCUUCGGAGACUAACAACUUUCUGUUUGUGGAUGAUGUUUGGAUCGUAUUCAGUUCUAGUAACCGUGUCAAUUAUUAAAACUAUCUACUUCAAUCAUUAUUUUUAUAUCAUUCAAUACGAAGAAGGUGAUGAUGACGAAGUGGACGAAAUAAUGCGACGAGAGCAUAAAAUAAAUAAGUGGUUGUACAAUAUUUCCAUGAUCGUUUUUAUUAUUGUAUUCUUGGCUAGGGAAUAUCUCAAAUGGAACUAUGCCCUAGAUAUCAAAUACUUGUUGUGAUUUUUAAUAAAAUAAAUUAUGAAUAU